AGCGAAGUAGCGUGGUGUGUUUUGCAGGAAAAAGUAGGCCGAACGUUUCGAUUGUACCAUCGCGUAACAUUCAGCGUCUGUAGCUCGACUAGCGCGGACUGCAGGACAAUCCGCGCGAUAUUUUUUUUCCAAUUUUCAGUAAUCAGUUGAGAGUUUUUGACCAAAGUGACCAGCCAAGGGCCACAAGAAGUGGAUUUCGGUCGGUUUUUGCGAGUUUUUUUUUGCGACAGCUUACGUGUUUCUGCAAGAAAAACAUGGUGCUAGCCGACAGGCAAACAACAAUGGAGUCGAUGCCACAGACGGUUCCAUCCGCAGGAUUCACCCCUCCAUGUGACUACAGCAAUUUUGCAGAAAAUUUUGACUUGUCUCUACUGCCAGGUGGGGAUCAAGCAUUUUCCAUAUCCACCCAGUUUUAUCCAAUAAAUGUAAACAAACUCCAGCAAGUGCAACCUAAAAUUUUCACCACCUAUUAUCCCAGUUCACCUGAGAGCCAAUCAUUGACGGACACCGAGUUUUCACCAGAUUUCCAGCCAGAUUUUCAAAAAUUGUUAGGCGAUGAUAAGAAGUAUCUAUCUCCUCAGUCUCCAAUUCAUUUGGAAGUUCCUCAGGCUAAUUCAUCAAGUCACCAUUCAAAUUCUGGCUCUUUGUCUCCGUAUUCAUCAAAUUCACAAGGCCUUUUGUCGCCAAAUGAUCAAUUUUCUACUUACAGAGACCAAACCUUUUAUCCCAGUUCUCCAGAAUACUCCUUGUAUACAGCCAGUCCUUCUUCUAUAUACUCCAAAUCCCCUCAUGAAGACUAUUUUCAAAGCGGCCUUAUAAAAAAAGAAGACAUCAGAAAUUCCACAUCACCUUUACCGAAUUUGUCUCCAUUUGGAAUAAAAGAAGAAAAUUAUUUAUCAAGUUUCAAUACUUCGUCUCCUGUAUCUCCAGCAACAUCAAAUUAUUCAAAUAUAUCGUCUCCAGAACGGCUGCCACAACAAAAGGAUGUUAUAGGGCUAUUUGAACCGCAAAAACAAAUUAAGCAAGAAAGCACAGUGGAUUUUACUCAAAUUUUGAACGAUAUUCAAUGUACAGAAACUUUAAGGGGUCUUUUGAAUCAUAAACAUGUGGAACCACUUCCGCAAACUGUACCGGAAGCUCCCAAAGACCAUCAGCUGUUGAGGCAAUUCUUGAGAGAUACAAGUUUCCAAAAGAAGUUUAAUAUACAUCCAAUUGAUUUUACAUUUGUUAAUGAAGAUAUUAAGAUGGAAGAACCAGAAGGUAAUGAAACCAAUGAUUUGAUGAUGGGUUGCGAGGAUCAAAUAUCCAGUGAGAACAUUGAACCAGUAUUAAAUUUGGCUAUCGAGCAGAUGAGGAAGGAUGUUGAUGAUACCUGCACGUCAUUGGGCAUUUCACAUGAUCCAUCGAAAUGGUCUCCUGCAGAUGUCUUAUCUUGGGUUCGCUGGACAUCACGACAAUACAACUGCCAAGAACCGAUGGAUGAAAGUUGGAAUAUUUCUGGAACUGAUCUGUUGGCCUUGUCAGAGAAAGAUUUUGCGAACAGAGCACCUCAAGGCGGGAUGAUCCUACAUGCGCAACUAGAAAUCUGGAAAGCUGCAUAUUCAGAAGAAAACAAAAAUUGGUUACCAGAACAAGUACCCAGUAAUGCUCCAAGUGGCGACGUUUCGGAGGAUGAGGAUGACGAGUCUCAACCUACAUCCGACUUGAGCAAGCCCACCACCUCGACCAGGACAGGUUCUCACAUCCACCUGUGGCAGUUCCUCAAGGAGCUGCUCUCCAACUCCCAAACUCACGGUUCUUGUAUAAGAUGGCUCGAUAGAACCAAAGGUAUCUUCAAAAUAGAAGACUCGGUUAAAGUAGCGAGAUUGUGGGGAAAAAGAAAGAACCGUCCUGCGAUGAACUAUGAUAAACUUAGCAGGUCGAUUAGACAGUACUACAAAAAAGGUAUUAUGAAAAAGACUGAACGGUCGCAGCGGCUAGUGUACCAGUUUUGCCAUCCUUACAAUUUGUAAAGUGCCACAAAAACUGGAGAAGUAUAAGUACUUUUUCAUAAUAGGCGUUAGGUCAAAUGUUUUGCCGUCCAAUUAUUGUAGGUCAUAUGAUCUCAUAAUUUUGCCCUUUUGACAGUGCACAUUAUUGUUCGGCAGUACUAUUGACCUAACGCACUUUUUGUAAUUAUCAUUAAAAUAAGGGGAAAUUAAUUAUUGGUUAAGGGUUGAUUUGGUGUAGGUUAUAAUAUAAAUGCACUUUGAAGUUAUCAAAGUGUAAACUAUCUAGGCGAUAUGGGGUAUUACCAUUAUCGUCUUGGUAUGCGCUUUUUGGGCGUGAAUUUUCGGAAGGUAAUUUCCAAAUGUUUCAAUUAAUUAAAAUAUUUACCAGGGAGUAAAAAUUCUUAAAAAUAAUUCACAAUUUUUAGGAAAAUUUGCAUUUGUUUGCCUUCGUUUUGGUGCUCAAGCUUGUUGCUUUAGGAGCUCUUAUGGGGGCUAAAAAAAGCAAAUUUUAGCAACAUGUGAUAUUAUUUUUAUAGUUUUUUGAAAACUGGUGAUCUGGGACCCAUAUAUCUAUGAUAUAUAAAUUUAUUGUAAGUUCUAUGAACGGCGAAUUUUUAUUGUAAGAAAAUGUAAAUUAUUUUAGGAAUAAAUCACUUAGGUACUGUAAGUUUUGUUAAAAGUCUCUCUAUUAAACUUAGAAGUGAA
Ceutorhynchus assimilis (cabbage seed weevil) is the source of this 2696-nucleotide messenger RNA. The record is from the annotation of a GenBank genome assembly. Lineage: Eukaryota; Metazoa; Arthropoda; Insecta; Coleoptera; Curculionidae.